AUGAGCGACACUUCAUCCAUAAAAAUUUCGAGGGAUGAAGAUAUUGGAUAUGCAGAGAAAAAGAAUAAGGAGGAUUAUCCACUAAAUAAGAAGAACAAAGGAAAUAAUAAUAAAAGAGUUAAGAAUAACAAAUAUGAACUGGCAAAUGUGAAUAAUAAAACAUCAUUAAGUGUUGUAGAAAAUAAAAAGAAUGAAAAAAUUCUUAUAUAUGAAAAUAACGAUAUUGUAGAAUAUGAUUACAACUACUUUUUUGACGAGCAGAAGAAUAAUAAGCAUGUCGUAUUACAAGAAGAAGAUUAUUUAAGUACCUUAGAAUACUUAAUUGAAAAAAAGUUUUUUCCUGAAAUGGAAAACUUAAGGUUGAAAGAAGAUAUGUACAAAAGUAAUUUAUUAAAAAAAAAUAAUAUAAAUGAUUCAAAUGUAAACAAAUUUAACAGCGAUGUUGAAUCUUAUCAUUUUUCUAAUAAUAUGGACAAUAAUACUAGUGAUCAUUUUAAAUAUAUAAAAAAAAAAAAAAAAAAAGAUCCAUAUGGAAACAAUUAUAAUGACGAAUAUGUAGAUAUCCAAAGUGAAAGUAGCAGCGGAUAUAACAAAAAAGAAAAUAUAAAAAGAAAUAAUAGUAAUAAUAAAAAUAAUAUGGAAUUGUUAAAAUAUUUUGAGGAAGACGAAAAUUAUAGCUUAGUGAAUUAUGCUCAUAGUGAUCAAGAAUACAUUAAAGAAAGAAAAAAAAAAAAAAAGUAUAAAAAAGUGAUAUUAGCAAAUGGAAAAGAACAUAAAAUCAAUUUAAAUAUAAGCUUAAGUGAAUUUCAAAAAAGAUAUACAUCUGAAGAUAAUAAAUCAUUUGAAUAUUUAUUAAGAAAUAUGAAAAAUAAAAGUAUUGAGAAAAACUUUUUUUCUAUUGAUAAAAGAAAGAAACAUAAUUUAAAAAUGGAUAUGAUAGAGGAAUAUACAAAAAAAGGUAUACCACAUAAUAUAAUAAAUACAAAUAAAGCUGAUGAACAAGAUUAUGCUAUGAUGUUUUCUUCCAGCUAUAAAAUAAGUAAUGUAGAGUCGAUGAAAAAUGAUAAUCCCACUAUAUAUUAUCAUAACACACGAUUUAAUAAUGAAUACAACAAUGAUAUAAAAAGACAAAUUAAUCGUAUUGAUGAUAUUAGAGAACAAAAAUUAUUAAACAAAGAAAAAGAUAGAAAACAAGAACAAAUGAUUGAGCAAGGAAAAUUUAAUUUAUUAAAAAAUAAUGAUACCUAUGAAUAUGUAAACACACCUUUAAUACAAGCAGGAAAAGGUGUUGAUCAAAGUCCCAUAAUAACAUGGGGCAAAAUUAUAUCUACACCUAAAUUGGUACAUGGUAAAAAAGAUGAUGAUGAUAAAAGUAUUCAUAAUAAUAAUGAUUAUAAUAAUGAUUAUAAUUAUAAUUACAAUAAUGAACUUGACGACAAUAGUCAUGAUCCAGAAUCUAUACAAAAAGAAUUUAAUUUACAAAAAAUUAAUAAUCGAGAAUUAGUUGCUCAAAAACUACAAAAUAGUAGGAAAAACAUUAAAUAUAAUAAAGAUAUUUUAAAAAAAAAAAAUAUAAAUUUUUUAAUAAAUAAAAAUUUCACUUCUCAUAUUUCAUCAUCAUCAUUCAAAAAUUCUGUUCUCUCAAGGUAUAGUCAAAAAAGAUUAAGUGAGCUAGCUAGAAAAUCAUCACUAGCAUCACAAAUACUUACGAAAAAGAAAAAAUAA
This is a messenger RNA of Plasmodium reichenowi, 1725 nucleotides long. RefSeq names its product ES2 protein, putative. Lineage: Eukaryota; Apicomplexa; Aconoidasida; Haemosporida; Plasmodiidae. The record is from RefSeq and is a predicted model, not a curated record. Bases 1 to 1725 code for a protein of 574 amino acids. Gene Ontology annotation, cellular component: catalytic step 2 spliceosome. The transcript has a single exon.